Molecule: messenger RNA, 1649 nt
Organism: Sitodiplosis mosellana (orange wheat blossom midge)
Lineage: Eukaryota; Metazoa; Arthropoda; Insecta; Diptera; Cecidomyiidae
Product: facilitated trehalose transporter Tret1-like
Exons: 6
Coding region: 85-1587 (500 amino acids)
Biological process (GO): transmembrane transport
Cellular component (GO): membrane
Molecular function (GO): transmembrane transporter activity
Source: RefSeq, a predicted model, not a curated record
ACAGAUUUGUGGAUAGAUAACCAAACUGGUGAUAUUAUAUGAUGAAUUUAAUCAGUUGUCGAUUGAAUCGUGGUCACGAUCGACAUGAUCGUUAGUUCAAUCACAAUGGUGUUGAAAGAGACUCAACCAAUAUACCAAUGGACAAACGUCUUCAAUCAGUACUAUGGAACUAUUUUGGGCAGUGCAUUAAUUUUCAAUCAAGGAUUUAUGACUGGUUUUAUGUCGACUGCUCUAGUAGAAUUUAGCUCAGAAAUGUCACCACUAGCAUCUGGACCACUGACAAAUGAACAAGUCUCCUGGGUUGGAUCAAUAUCCUGCAUUGGGAGUUUAAUUGGCACAUUUUCCUUUGGAUAUAUUGCAAAUGUAUUGGGCUGUAAACGGUUCAUGCUGUUCACAGUGAUUUCAUUUAUUGUAUCAUGGUUACUUAUUGCACUCGGAAACGAUUACCUAUACAUUCUGUUGGCACGACUCAUCGGUGGAUGGGCUGGAGGGAGUCUGCCUCCUGCGCUCGUAUUAUAUAUUUCCGAGAUAUCAAAUAAUGACAUUCGAGGUCGUCUUGGGAGUUUUCCACUCGUUUUGUUCAAUAUAGGUGUUUUGAUUUCUUACAUUCUUUGUGCUGAAGUUGACUACAAAUACGUACCAUAUAUUUGCUUUUGGAUUCCAAUCGUUUUUGCUGCCAUUUUCACAAUGUUACCGAAUACACCACAAUACUACCUUCAUAAUGGAAAAUUUUUGAAUGCAGAGAAUUCAGUGAAAUAUUACAAAAAUUACAAAGGACUAUGUAGUGAGGAAGAUGUUGCUCUGUACAACGAGUGCGAACGAUUGAAAUCGAUUGCAAAUACACGCAGAACUGAAGUGAAACUUUGCGCCGCGGAUUUUUUCACUAAAUCGGCGAUAAAGGGCAUUGGCAUCGGCAUUGCUUUGUGUACGAUUGGACAGUUUACAGCAAAAUUUCCUAUUAUCAGCUACGCGGUGAUGGUUUUUCAAAAAACUGGAACAUCAUUAGAUCCAUAUGCCUCAUCAAUAAUGAUGGCUAUAGCACUAAUUAUUGGCUCAUUGACAACCACUUACUUUGCAGAUCGACUCGGUCGAAAGGUUUUGAUUAUCGUUUCCUUGCUUGGUUCUGCAUUUGCUCUACUCGCAACAUCAAUGUAUCAUUAUCUCUAUUUGAAUGGCUACGAGUUAUCUUCAUUUGCCUGGGUGCCAUUGGUGAGCCUAUCGUUUGAUGUUUUCAUUUCGUCGGCGGGCAUCACGCCUUUGAUGAUGGUUUGCAGCGUUGAGAAUCUUCCCCCAAAGAUUCGAACAUUUGGCAUGUCAAUCAUUAGUUUUAUGAUGAAUAUCAUCGCGUUUGUAUCGAUGAAGCUCUUUCCCAUACUUCUGGAAACGCUAAACUUGUACCCAUGCUUUAUGAUCUAUGGAGUCGGCUGCAUUGUGGGAACUAUUUUCUUUUAUCUUGUUUUGGAAGAUACCAGCGGAAAGUCACUCGACGAUGUAGGCAUAAAUGAAGACGCAAAGAUGACUCAUACACUAAGUGGUCGCAAUUAUAAUACAUUCAGCACGUAUGUAGAAAGGAAGAAUAGCGUGUAAGAUUCUUAUAGUAUAGCAACGACGUAAAAUUAUUAUCAAAUAUGGCCUAUUUAUCAUGAACA